Molecule: messenger RNA, 2034 nt
Organism: Drosophila virilis
Lineage: Eukaryota; Metazoa; Arthropoda; Insecta; Diptera; Drosophilidae
Gene: Rlip
Product: Ral interacting protein
Biological process (GO): small GTPase-mediated signal transduction
Molecular function (GO): small GTPase binding; GTPase activator activity
Source: RefSeq, a predicted model, not a curated record
CUAGUUGCCACAACAGUAUGGAUUUCGACAGUCCAGAGGAAAAGGAGUUUCCCGGUUUAUAUGCAUCUGAAGCGGUCGAUGCCAAGUCCAAGAAGAGCAAAGAGGAAAGCGAUUUUAGCGAAGGAGACCAUGACAAGCACAGCAAGAAAGAUUUGCUCAUUGGACGACGGAAGGAUAAGAAAGAGAAGGGCAAAGAUCGCGGUUAUGCUGCUCUAGAAGGUGAAAGUUCGCCUGAAGAAGAGCUGGACACCAAGAGUCCCUCCAAGUCAAAAAAGUCAAAAACAUUCAAAUUUACAAGCUCAAAGAGUAAGGAAAAGCGCGAAAAGUCGCGCGACAAGGAAAAGGAGCCAAAAGGUCCAGAGGAGGAUCCUGUGCAUAAAACAAAAGACAAGGAAAAGGACAAAGAGAAGGAACGUCACCAUGAUGACAAGGAUCACAAAAAGAAGGACAAGGAGCGCAAGGAGAAGGACAAAAAAGACAAGUCCGACAAAAAAGAUAAAAAGGAUAAAAAGAGCAAACAAGCGCAGCAAGAGGACAGCAUCGGCGAAGAAGAAGUGUUGGCUCUGGGAUAUCCCAUCUUUGGCGUUUCCAUCAGUCUGGCCACCGAGCGCUCCCGCUGUCACGACGGCAUCGAUCUACCGCUGGUCGUGCGCGAUUGCAUCGACUACCUGCAGCAGGAACAAUCGCUCAAGUGCGAUCAUAUUUACAAGGUGGAGCCCAUCAAGACGCGUCUGAUGCACUACAAACGCCUGUACAACAAUCGCGAGUACGAUGCAUCUGUGGAUGAGCUGAAUAUACCGACCGCCUGUAGUUUGCUCAAAUUGUUUCUGCGCGAGCUGCCGGAACCGGUGCUGACCACAGAUUUGGUUGCACGCUUCGAGGAGGUGGCCUCGCAUCCCAAAGUCACCGAGCAGCAGGCUGAGCUGCAGCAACUCCUCGAACAGUUGCCAAAAUGUAAUCGCACCCUAUUGGCCUGGGUAAUAUUGCACUUUGACGCAGUCAUCCAACAGGAGCGUUACAACAAACUGAAUGCCCAAUCGCUGGCCAUGCUCCUCAGCCCAACGCUACAGAUGUCACAUCGCUUAAUGGUUGCGCUCUUGUGCCACUGCGCGAAUCUCUUUCCGGACGUAAAGUUGAUAAAAUAUGUUCCUCCACUCACCUCGGCCAGUCCGGGUCUACCCGAUACCCCGGAAGACAUCCAGACGGAGCUACGGAAGCAGGACAGUCUCCUGACCCAAAUCCAUAGCGAAAUGAAUGCGGGCUUCAUCAGCAAGAAGCGUGAGGAGCAGCUUUGGGAGGUUCAACGCAUCAUUACCCAACUGAAACGCAAACUAAGAAGCUGUGAAAAGAAGCAAGAGAAGUCCAUAGAUGAGCUGGAGGUCACCACCUCGGUAACCUCUACACAACCAGCAGCUCAACAAGCAGUCCCACCAACAGUCCCAACAGCCAACAUCAACGAAGAUACCGUCGACUCAAUGUCCGCGCCGUCGCAAAUGAACACCUCGGAACAUCAACCUGAUGAGCCUAAUGCUCCUGCUACCCCACCACCAAACCCGGUUGAAUACACCAUAGACAAACAGACAGGCUAUCUGCUGUUGCCGAAGACGAAUCCACAGCGUGACGAGUUGCUUCGGCUGCAAAUGGAAUACGACGAGCUUAUUAUCUGGCAAAACGAGCUCAAGGCGCGCAUUCUUGCCGAGCGCAAUGAGAUGUUUCGCUUGAAACAGUUGUACGAACAGGAAGCGCAGAAGCCGCAAGCUGCGCCACAGACCAGUCAGGAACAGCUUCCAGCGGAGGCUGACUACGAACGUAUCAUUGAGCAUUAUACGCGCGAGAAUGCGUUGCUUGAGCACAAAAAGAAAAUGUUGGGCAAGGAGCUGAAAGCGGAGCGGCGGGCCUGCAUUGCGCUUCAGGUGGAGCUACGUAUGCAGCACUUUUAAUUAAUGCAAAUUUUACUCAGUGUAUGUCUAUCGAACAAAACUCUAAAUGAAAUGUUAUCCAAAUAUAUAGGAAAAAGCUUAGCUUCAAACAAAA